AUGGCUUCUUUCCUUCAUCAUCUUCUUCUUCUUCUUCUUCUUCUUCCCUUCUUCAUCAACCCCCAUUUCUGCACUGCAAACAUCACCUUAAGCUCAUCACUAACAGCUGAUGAUGGAACCAACUCCAUAUGGGCAUCACCAUCUGGAGACUUCGCUAUCGGGUUCACCCAACUCAACAACCUCUUCCUGCUGUCAAUCUGGUUCAACAAGAUCCCCAGCAGAACAGUCGUCUGGUCAGCUAACCCUCAAAACCCGGUCCCCAAAGGUUCGAAAGUCCAGCUCAGCUCGAGCAGCCUCGGCCUAACCGAUCCAGACGGGCGAUUGGUUUGGGAAGCAAAACCCGCUGUUGGUUCAUCACCCAUAUCCUAUGCUUCCAUGCUCGACUCAGGAAAUUUCGUCCUUGUAAGUAACACUUCCACUUCUCCUGAUGCUGGCUACUUAUGGGAAAGCUUCAGAAAUCCUACAGAUACCAUAUUACCAAACCAAACCCUGAACUUGGGAACCACUCUAUAUGCCAAGCUGACGGAAACAAACUUCUCAAAGGGAAGAUUCGCACUUCGAUUCUCCAAUGGAAGCCUCGAUCUUCUCCCUGUAGCCCGCCCCGGAGAUUCCUUCUACGAUCGUUACUACACCAGUGGUACUUACAGCUCAAAUCCUUCAGAAACGGGAAACCGUCUGGUCUUCAAUGGGACAGCGCAGAUUUAUAUUGUCAAGGGAAGCGGUGACGUGGCUCCGCUUCGCAGCUGGGAUUUCGUGACCUACAGACAGGACUCUUAUUACAGAGCUACCCUGGAUUACAAUGGUCUCUUCACUGAAUACUCCCAUCCAAGGAAUUUCAAUGCCGGUGGUCAGAAUCCUUCAUGGCUGCCUGUUCAAUCAGUGCCUGACAACAUCUGCCUGGCUUUCUUCCAUGAGUACGGCGGUGGGCCGUGUGGGUUCAAUGGAAUCUGCUCGAUCGGGGACUCGAGCCGGCCUUCCUGCUCGUGUCCUCCUGGCUACGCGUCUGCAGAUCCUGCAGACGCAUUGGCCGGAUGCAGACCGACAUUCCCUCAGGGGUGCGGAUUCGGGGUCCUCGACAAUAAUGUCGAGGAUCCCCGACAGGUUUACGAGAUCAGGAAGGUCGACGGGGUCGACUUCCCGUUGAACGACUACGAGAAGCUGCAGCUUGACGACGAGUCCGUUUGCGAGGAUUCGUGUAUGAGGGACUGUGCUUGUGGGGUAGCGGUGUACGAUGGAAUUCGGUGUUGGAAGAAGAGGUUGCCGCUGUCGAAUGGGAGGGUAUGGAACAAUACUUUGGUUAGGGUUAUGUUCAAGGUUAGGAAAGAUGGAGUUACUACUACUACUUCAGGGUUUCCUGAAGCGGGAGGGAGUGAUGGGGGUAGAAGUAAGAAAGGUGUGUUGAGAGCAUUGUUAGGGAGUUCUGUGGCGAUUAAUGGAGUGAUGUUGUUGUUUGGUUUAGGGUUUCUGAUGAGAUUGAAGAAAAGGAGAGUGGAGUGGGUGAGGGAAGGAGGAGGAGGAGGGGGGAUGGAGAUGAGUGGUACUCUGCGUUCCUUCAGCUACAAGGAACUGGAAGAAGCCACAGAUGGGUUUAGGGAAGAGCUUGGGAGAGGGUCGUUUGGGAUUGUGUACAAAGGUGUAUUGAGAUCCGGAGGUGGUGGUUCAUCUGGGGUUGCCGUGGCUGUCAAGAAAUUGGACAAGCUGGCUCCAGAGAGGGAGAGAGAGUUCAAGACCGAGGUGAAUGCGAUUGGGAGAACCCAUCACAAGAACCUGGUGACCUUGCUAGGAUACUGUGACCAAGCCUCCCACCGGCUCCUGAUCUACGAGUACAUGAGCAAUGGCACGUUGGCAGGGUUCCUGUUCGCCCUCCCCAGACUCGAGUGGCACCAUCGUGCACGGAUCGCCCUGGGGAUAGCUCGGGGGCUCGUGUACCUCCAUGAGGAGUGUCAGGUGCCCAUAAUCCACUGCGACAUCAAGCCCCACAACAUCUUGCUUGACGAUGGCAUGACAGCUAGGAUCUCGGAUUUCGGGCUGGCCAAACUGUUGUUGUCUGAUCACACGAGGACCAAGACCGUGAUCCGGGGAACUAGAGGGUACGUGGCCCCCGAGUGGUUCAAGAACGUGGCGAUCACUGCCAAGGUCGACGUCUACAGCUUUGGGGUCAUGCUGCUCGAGAUAGUGUGUUGCAGGAAGAGCGUUGAGAUGGAGAUGGAGGAAAGUGGGGAGGAAGAGAAGGCCAUACUGACGGACUGGGCAUACGAUUGCUAUGCCGGAGGCAGGAUGGAUCUGUUGGUGGGGAAAGAAGAGGCGGCGGUGAUGGAGGAUGGUGGGAGGUUGAAGAAGUGGGUGAUGAUUGCAUUGUGGUGUAUUCAGGAGGAUCCCUUGGUUAGGCCUACAAUGAAGAGAGUGGUGGAAAUGAUGGAAGGUUAUGUUGAGGUUCCAUUGUUGCCGUUUCCUUCAAGUUGUUCGAUGUUGGGUGGUCAUGGUUCUAGUGUUGGAGGGGAUUCUAGCUGGGGUUGA
Molecule: messenger RNA, 2517 nt
Organism: Linum tenue
Lineage: Eukaryota; Viridiplantae; Streptophyta; Magnoliopsida; Malpighiales; Linaceae
Source: the annotation of a GenBank genome assembly